Prorocentrum cordatum is the source of this 1434-nucleotide messenger RNA. NCBI's taxonomy places the organism in Eukaryota, Dinophyceae, Prorocentrales, Prorocentraceae. The record is from the annotation of a GenBank genome assembly.
AUGCCGAGCAGCCCCGAGGCUCGACGGCUGGCAGAGGAGCUCGACGCCAUGGCCACGUUCCCGUCCCAGGAGGCUGGAGCAACAGGCGGCAGUACGAGCCCACCGAGCAAGACGGCCCGUCUUGCCGAAGAUCCUCUUGAAGCUGUUGCUAAUCUGCGCGCUGUGGUUGAUUCCACUCGUGGAGAGAUGCUCGGAGCCGUCGCCAAGCUGCACGCCAGUGUCACGCAGUUCAGCACCACCAUCUCUGCCAACUGCGACGCCAUCACCAAGCGGGUGGAGAUGCGCUACGCGGAGCUGCAGGCCGAGCAGAAGAGCACCAACAACCGUGUCACGACCCUGGAGCGGCGGGUUUCCCAGCUGCAGGAGCUAUUGCAGUGCAUCAAGAAUGAAGAGCCGCAGACCGUGGUCACCGACACGUCCUUCAACAGAAUGGUCGACCCGUGUAUCAUCGUCGCCAGGACGAAGAAUGUAUGCAGUCGUGGUGCCGUUCAAGAAGCUCUGGCUGACUGGUUGGCUCGUGCCCAGCUUGCGCCAGAGGACUAUGACUACCAAUCGGACCCCGCUGGAAAGAGGUUCGUCUUCCGCGUCAAGGGGAAUGCCACCUACGCCGCCAGGAAGGUGGGCCAGGCGAUGGGAGCACUACGAAUCGGAAAUGGGCAGUGGGAACAUCACGCGUGCAAAGACAUGCUUGGUGCAAAGUGUGAGAUAUUCGUCAGCACGGACAAGAACCCCGCCAUGGUCAAGAAGGAACUCGGCCUCAAGCAAUUGCGGAAGGCCUUCCAAGAGGUCGACGGCAACCUGCGCCUUUUCUCCGACAAGGCGAAAGGCGAGCUGUCUGCGAACUGGAAGCCUCUGGUACGUUUCACGCCCAAGCCAGGAGACGAGGAGCCCAUCCUCGAAUGGUGUAUGCCCAACAUGCUCGCCCUGGGGCUGGACAAAGAUCUGGUCCCAGGUCGAGUUCUCAGAGUUGCGAUUGAUUUUGGGGAUUUCGCUGUCAUUCAUUACAAUGUUCACAACUACCAGUUAGGAUCCGUAGCUAAGAAGAAGGCCUUGGAUUCAAUUAAGCACGACCUCGGGGUCGCAGAGGCGGACCCUUCUGCGCUGCUUGUCAUCAUUUCAGGUGAUUUCAACUUCGCAUGCACGCCGCCACGUAAGGAACCUGAGGCGGAGGUAGAUGAGCAGACGCUUCGGUAUCUUCAGGAGUGGAGGAGUACGCAGGACUGUGGAUGGAUGGAGGUGUUGAGGAGGAUGGUGGAAUUAGAAGUGCCAGAACCUACCCAUCAUUACCUGCCGACGCGGAUGCUCAGCUACAUAGAUCGGCAGUUUAUUUCGAUGCCUGGGUGGAUGCUCCUGCAGAUGUCCGUCGAGGGGAAGGUAGUUGAAUACCCCGACAUGCUCAGCAAGAAAGGGAUAUCCGACCACGCCCCGAUCCAG